UCCUCCAGCUUCGGGAGCCGCUUCCGCUCGCCAUGGAGGAGGCAGGCAACCCCGAAAGAGAGCCUCUGCUCGCGGCGCCGCCGCCGACGGCGGCUCCCGGCGGCCCCCGAGGGCUGGGGCGCCUCUACUCGGGCGGGGACAGCGCCGCCUCGGGCGACGGAGGAGACGGCGGCGGCUCCGAGGCCUCCCGGUCUCCCCCGGGCGGGAACGGUGAGCCCAGGGGGGCGUCGACGUCGGUGGGGAAUCGACUGCUGGAUCCUGAAGCCGGGGACGCGGGCCGGGCAGGGCUGGUGGGGCAAGAGCGAGUCCACUGCAGGGCUCGAGUUCUGACCCUGGAGGUGCCCGGGCUUGAGCCAACCUAGAAGUUGCAUCCUGUGAUGCCCAAGAGCCGUCCCUUCAUCCUCACCUGCAGGGGGCUGAUUGGAGGGGGUGGGGGGUGAGGCGCCUGCAGCACAAGCCUCGGCAUGCGCUCUCUCUCUCUCUCUCUCUCUCUCUCUAAUUUUUAUUCAAUUUUCUGUUUUACCAUUUUAAAUACUCAUUUAAACAUCCUUAAAAUACCAGUGACUUUCCUCCUUCUCUUUCCAUGGCCCAUUUUGUAUAUCAUAAAUCCCUGCAUCUUUUACAAAAACUAAACCGUUCAUCAUUCCAUUAUUACAUCCAUCUCUGCAUGCUUUCUCUCAAUAGGGUUUCCUCUCCCCGGUAAGUUAGGUGUGGAAUCGCAUAGCUUUCACAACAGAGGAGUUUGUUCCUGCUCAGGGAGCCCUUGCACUGAAAAUGGGCGCCCUUGGUCAGUAAGGCCUGCAUGGGUUCUAAAGUGCCCCUGAACAUGUGCAGACAGGAGGACUCAAGGUCCGCUACCAGCACCUCAGAGACCUCGUGAGGCAUUUUCAGAGCAGCAAAUGCAACUUUCUCAGGAUUAGAAAUUAAUCGCUGUUACAGGCUUUUGCCCCACCGUUUGCUGUGCUGUAACCGUAGCCUCCUGUUUAUGAUGGUCUCUGCUGGGUAGGUGUGGCAGCAUUCCUUCUGUUUUACUUCUUUGCCUGCUUAAAUAUUGUUGGGUAAGCUGGAGUUGCAAGAAAGAGCAGAGAGAGAGAGAAAAUUACAUGGGUGCCAUGUAGGACAAUACCUAUAGAGCCUGUACUUUAGAUGGUACAAUGAAACAUCAACAUUGGAUGCAUACUUCUUGUGCCUUGUGUCAACUUCUGUGAUGGAAGUGGUACAGCAGAUCUGCUAAUUGACUGUCUGCAUUUCUGGAUUACAGAGCCAUUUACUAAUCCACCCAUGUUAAAUCGUACAAACAAUUCCAUGGCCUGGAAUGUUGCAGGUCCAGUGCCACAUCCCCAGGGAUACCCUCCCAAUAAAUACAGAACAGGAACUCCACAGUUCACAUAACAGUAGGAAAGCAAUCGAUUUUCAUAGAACAUGUUUACAUAUUGUUUCAGCAAGGAUUUCAUGCACUCCCAUCAGUCAUUUGCAUUUGCAAUAGCUAAGUCUAGCUCAGACUUUUGUGCCUUUUCCCUGAAUUAUUUGAACUCUAAAGUACUGUAGAUGCACAGUGCUAUGGUAAAUGUCAGCGUAGUGACGGGCACCAUUUACAUCCAAGUUUUUAACUGAGACGAUUCAUCUGUGUUGGGGAUUAGUCAUUCAUUUCCACAUCUUGAGAAGUCACUCUCCCUAUAAUCUCUAGGGCACACCCAAGUUCCACCCACAAUAACAUUUGGAAAUCAUUUGUUCAUACUUUCCUGGACAACGUGAAUACUUGGCUUAAGAGAAGGGCACAACAUUUUUAGAACAGGGGGGCUGUGUUUGAAGCAUGUAAGAACAUACAGAGUGCCCUUGCUGGAUCAUGCCAAAGGUCCAUCUAGUCUAGCAUCAGUGGCCAACCAAAUGUCUACAGGAAAUCUGCUAGAAGGGCAUGAGUGCAGCAGCACUCUCCCUAUAUGCAUCCCCAGUGACUAGUAUUCAGAGGCAUACAGGGUUCGAAAUUAGCAGGGUGUCAGGUGCAUUUUGCACCUAAAGAUUCUCCAUUUACGAGCACCUCCAAAAGCCUGGGUGCCAUUUUUUGCACCUGGCUGACACUCAAGGAUUACUGAAAUAUACGUUCUUUGAAGCUUCGUAGUAUAUGUUAAGGAUAGACAAUAUGUUAAGGAGUUUAACAAUAAAGAGUAGAGUGUUUUGAAAACAGAAGUAUGGUACCAAUAUUUUUUAUUGUAAACACCAAAUUAAACAUGUUUUAACAAUUUAUGUUAAAAAUGUAGUAUUAACAAUGUGUUACUUAUGUGAAUUGCAUAUUAUCAAAGUAAUAAAUAAAAAGUGUUGCCAACUCCCCCUCCCCCGGCGACUAGACAUUCUGUUUUGGCGCCCACAACCCAGGUCCCAGGAGUCAUUUCGCUCCUAGCUUUCCUAUCCCAGUUUCUAACACUGGAGGCAUACCACCUUCGACACUGAAGGUACAUCACUGUGUUCAGUUCAGAUGCACCAUUCCUUCUAAUGUGGAACUUUGUGUGGUGGUGGGAGUAGUACUGCAAGUUUGCAGCAGAAGUUUGUUUGCACAAGACUGAUUGACUGAUGGCCAUAGUCUAGCCCCCAAUUUCCUCUUUUUCCAUCUUCAGGGCAAUUUUGCACUUUAAAACGUUUCCUUUAAAAAAUAUUAAUUGAAUAGAUUAACUUGCAAAUGGUGCUUUUUAAAAUGUUGGGCAGCCUGGGCAAAGCAGCAUAGGGACAAGACCCAUCAUGGCAGCAUUGGCAUUUGUUUCCUGCUAUAUACAGCUGUCACUUCAGUUGCAAAACUGGAAGAAAGGGAAGUUCACUGGGUAUCUGAGCUGGGCAGCCUGCUGUGAGCUUUGCAGUAUGUUCCAGAAUUUUAUCUCCUGCAGACAAGGAGCUAGAACAUGGGAAGUCAAUGCGCCUUGCAGAUGUGGAUCACAACUUCCAUUAUCCCUAACCAUUGACCAUUGAUGAUGCAAGUUGCAGUCCAAAACAUCUGAAGGGUACCAUGUUGGCUAUGUCUGGGAUGGAGGUUCCUUCUCCUGAGCUAUUCCGGCUUUAGAAGGGCAAUGCACUUGUCUCUUGAGUGCUUCUAUUGCAUUCCCUGGUGUCUACUUUUAGGAUUUGGACCCCAGUCCACCAAGAACGUCUUCACAAGCUUCAUUACAAUGGAUGGGAGUGAUGCAAGAGCACAGCUCUUAACAUGCAUGUUUGCUUCUAGAGCUUCUUAUUCCAUAGAGCCUGAUAUGUGAUCUUGCUUGUUGGCUCACUGCCUAUUUUGGGUGCAACUUUGUAUCCAAAAGUCUCAGACUUGCUUGUUACAGGAAUGGUUUGUUGCUGCUUUCCUGUAAUUGGUUUCACCAUGCGGAUUUGUCAGUACUCCCUCUGCUAAUUUACUUGCCUGCAUGCCCUUGGUGGAGGAGAGUGAAAGUAAGGACAGCACCAAAUGAGGGGUAAUCUGCUGCAACCCUCUAUUUACAAUUGCUGCUGUUUCCUUGAGUUAAAACCCUUUCAUCUUAAACAAGAGGGAAGCGGUAAACAAUGUGAAAAUUACCUCAUGUAUGAGGCAGUUUUGAAGUAAAUCAAGAGUGUCUUAGGUUGCAAGCCUGAGAAGACAUAUUAGGGAGGAAGCUCUGAGGAGCACAGUGAGAAUUACUUCAGAGCAAAUAUGCAGAGCAUUGCGCUGCACGUGAAAUUUCUCACUGGACAUGCUUUAGCAUGUAGAUGUGAUUGCAGCUGGAAAUCAGAAAGGAAAUAGGUGGGAGCCAGAACAUUCUUGUCGCAUCCUGUUAACCAGGAAACUGUCCAAAAUGACUGAAAUCAUGAUCAAAAGGGUAAUUGUGAAUGGCCCCUCAUAUUCCUUCCGGACCACUCAAUUAACAUUAGUUUUUGAAGGUUCAGCCACACAAAAAAAGCUGAAGAUUAGCCAGUACAUUGGUACCUCGUGUUAAGUACUUAAUUUGUUCUGGAGGUCCGUACUUAACCUGAAACUGUUCUUAACCUGAAGCACCACUUUAGCUAAUGGGGCCUCCUCCUGCUGCUGCGCCGCCGGAGUACAAUUUCUGUUCUCAUCCUGAAGCAAAGUUCUUAACCUGAAGCACUAUUUCUGGGUUAGCGGAGUCUGUAACCUGAAGCAUAUGUAACCUGAAGCGUAUGUAACCUGAGGUACCACUGUAAUUCAAAAAUACUUUUUUUCUUGAUGCCAAAGUUCCUGAAAUAUGACUAUAUAGCAUUCUGGCUCUUUAGAAAAAAAGUACUUUUUGGGCACAUUAGCAAUAAACUCUGAACCAUUUCUAAAGGAAACUAAUGAAGCAGUUUGGUGUCCUGCCAUUAAGGCAAUGUCACCCACCUAUUAGGAUGAUGUUACCAAAUUGUCAGGUGGCCAUGGUUUAAGAAAAAUGGUCUCAUGUGCCAUAUUGGAACCCCUGCUGGACCAUGAUUUGCCCAAAGGCUGAAGGUUCUCCAUCUCUGCUUUAAGGGGAACAUUACAGAUUUCUCCUCAAUUGAUUUUUGUUUGUUUGUUUUAGCACAAAUUUGGCACUGGUGGCAUCUUCAGUCUUCCUUCCUAAUAUAUGCGAGCUCAGCACAGCAGAGAUAGGUAUAAGGCUAACACAUGAAUGUUCACGUCAUUACUGCUGUUAUAUUGGUUUAGAUAACCUAAAAUCCAGUGCUUGGAUUAAUACACAGAGCCUUGUAUUAAUCCUGAUGGUAGGUCAGUAGAAGGGCUCUCAGCUUCCUUUCCUCCUUCCUUCUCCUAUUGUAUUCACUGAAAAGAGGCUUGAGAUGUGAUGACACAUAGUCUGACAUCCUCAGCAGCCAAAAGGCUAAAUUAAGCAAUACCAACACUUUGUGUGGGAUCUUCAUGAUUAAUGAAACUAGCUAUUAGCUUUGUUGGGAUCACAGAAAUGACUGUUGUAUCUUUGCAGUUGCCGAUGACCAAAAUCCCUACUUGAACCAAGCAGUAGUGUUCAUUGAAGAUGCAAUUCAGGUAAAUGUCUCAUCUGCCAGGCUAUGGCCAAAGUGGAGAUAACUGAUUAGUGCCCAGCAAAAUAAACUAUUGCAUAGGACUUGAGUAUUCUGUUUUCCUGGUGAGCUGCCAGUUUAUGGCACACAGUUACAUUAACGUUAGGCUCAGCAGUCUGGUCUUACCAGCUGUGCAGUAAGAGACUGCCCUAAAUAAUUUUAGGGAAGCUUGAUUUCUGCAUAUUUGUGUUUACAUCUCUUUGGACAACCGGGAUUGCAUAAUUAUUGCUCAUGGCAAUUGUAAGAGCCGUUCCGUGUUGGGAAAUCAGCUUGUUUAAAGGUUAGUGGAUGUUGCCUUGAAUAGUGCAUGCCUAUAUCAAUUGAUAUGGCUUGACUUUGAAUAACAGAGCAAUUGUGAUGCCUGAGCGAUCAAUCUUGCCUUUCAUCUCUCUAGUAUCGUUCCAUAAAUCACCGUGUGGAUUCUUACUCCUUGUGGCUUUAUCGGCGGUAUUACUCAGAAGUUUGCCAAUGGUGAGAAACUGGGCUCUUUUCUCUUGCUUAUCUCUGAUGCUUAGAGCCUCUGUCACUCUCUGACUCCACAAAUCCUUGGUUCCUCUGUCAAUCCAAGGCAUUUUUGUAUUUUCCUAACUAUCCCUCUUGGGAUUUCCUAUCUGGCUUCUGCAAGUCAGCAGCUACGUUGGCCACUUUCAUUUUGCAGCAAUAACCAUGAUGCCUCUCUCCAGCACUCCCAAGUUGGUAGGCUGGAGAAAGAGACCUUUUGCUAAACAAUGUGACAUUGCUACAAAUAUUGCUAGUCAUCACAGAUAUAAAAUCACCCCGUCCAACCAAAUGCCUGUGGAAAACUCACAAACAGAAUGUGAGUGCAGCAGCACUCCACAGCUGCUGUUCCCCACCAACCUUUAGUCAGAGGCCUUAUUAGAGUAUUUCAGCCACAAUUUAAAUCUUUAUUUAAAAUGAUGUUUAUAAGAUGAAACAGAAUUUGCACUUUUGCCUGCUCUUGUGAUAGCAUAACACCCCACUGGAUGAAAGCAGAGGUAUGGGAAACCAGAAAUGGUUGAAUAGCACAAUCCUAUGCAUGUCUACUCAGAAAUACAACCCACUGCAUUCAAGAGAACUUAUACAUAGUAUACAUAGGAUUUCAACCCACGAGUUGAAUUCAACAUAAUGUUAAGCAGAAUGUGCUCCUCCUCUGUGCCCCCCUGCAUCUGUUCUGGGGGAUCCCCCAACCCUCCAGAGUAGCUUUGGGGAUAGCGUGGGGAGGAGGGGGCAAUCCCUUUGUGGUGGUGUUAAUCCUGUUUAAGUGAAUACCACCUACAUUUCUUAUUUCUUCCUUUUUCUUUUUUUGGUUAUUUAUAUUUUUUUGGAAGUUAUUUCAAUUAAAAGAAAUAAAGUGAAACAGAAAAAAAGAAGGGAAAGUAAGGGGGGAAAUAACAACAAAGACACAUAUGAAAAGAAUAGAUAGACAGAUAUGCAAAAAUGAAUAUAUUAUAUUUCCAUACAUUCUUAUAUAAAUUGGUAUCGUGUUAUUAUCCUUAAUACUUACAGUAUGUAAAUGUUAAUAGCCUACUACAUUUUGCAUAAAGUCCUUCCAAAUAUUAUCAUAUUUAUCCAAGCAAAGUCUGUAUCUGUAAGCAUUCUGUUCACAGGUUGCGAGUGUUGUCAUAUUGUCAAUUCAUUUUUAAAAAGAAAUCCUUAAGAAAAAUUCCCAGGAUUACAAAAAUAAAUGCAGAUACCCUCUACCCUGUUUUAAGUUGUGAUACAUUCCAUGUUAUUAAUCAUCCUUUAUUCCUGCCCUUCUUCCCAAAGUACCCCAGAGUGGCAAACAACAAAACAAAUUUACUUGUUUAGAAACAAGCCAAAUAUCCUCACAAUUAAUCAUUUGAAAGCUGCCAGAAUGUAUUUUUCAGCCACCAAAUGCAUGAGCGAACAGGAAUGUUUUAAAAUCCUGCCUAAACAUUAAUAACAUAGGCCAAUGACACCCCCCCAGGGCGUUCCAUAGGACAUGGGUUGCUACUGAAAAGAACCUGUCAUAGUUCAGCACCAGUUCCCGACUUUGUCAGCCUUCAUCUCCUAAGCUAGGAAAAUGUCACAUUUCCAGAUCCUCACUAUCACAAGCUUAGUUGCAAAUGGCAAGAAUGCCAAAACGUGUUGGUGAUAAUUUAAAUCCUCAUGGCUUGAAAGUGAGGAAUAUCACUCAAAUACGUGUGGUAUCUAUAGCAGGUGUUGGAAAUCUUUGGCCCUCCAGAUGUUGCUGAACUACAACUUCCAUCAAAUGUUGCCAUUGGCAGCACUUGCUGGUGUUGAUGGGAAUUGUGGUUCAGCAACAUUUGGAGGGCCAGAGAUUCCCCAUGCCUGAUCUGCAGUGUUCGCUAUUGCAAAAAAGGGCUUGGUUUUAUCAGCCACAUUUUUAAAGGCCUCUCUGUGAGCACUGCAGCAUUAACAAUGGUACUACCAUUAGGUCAUUGUCUUGUUGCAUUGUAUAUUUGAUAAAGGGGACCCACACUGGGGUGAAGGUGUCCUCCUUUGAUUGUCUCUAUGCUAGUUUAAGUUUGUUGGUUAACUUUACUAGUAGGGUGGUUGCCUACCCCCCCCAAAACCCCCCCACAGCAUACACAUCAAUAUGGCUAAUAAGACCCAACACUCGCCCCUCUAACACAUGUAAACAAACCAUGCUGCAACCAACCAAACACAACCAACCAAGCUUUGGAACAUCCCCCUCCCAAUCUCUCGCAAUGCCAAUAAAAAUGAACCCAUAUAUAAAUAAAACACCUACUCAGGUGAUGCUGACCCAAAAACCCUGCACAAAAACUAUGCAAUAGAAUAAAAGUUCAUUAUCCCACCCUCUCCCUCCCUCUCUCCCCUCUUUCCCCCAGUCGCACAGUGUCUCAUACUGAAUGUAAAUGAACUGUGAAAAAGAUUCUAAAGUAGAGACGCUAUAUGUACUUUCCCCUGUUCGUUUCUUUUGUAACAGAAAAAACCUCAAGUAAAAACUAAUUUUAAAAAAAUGGUUUUACUAUUAAUAGUCAUCGUAUCAGCUAUUCACACUUGUAGAUACAGUGGCUUCAUCAUGUAUCAGUCCACACAAAACUUUCACCCUCUUCCAAGGGCAUGCUAUCCUUACCAACCUAAUAUACCGUAUUUUUCGGACUAUAGGACGCACCGGCCCAUAGGACGCACCUAGUUUUCAGGGGGGGAAAUCAAGGAAAAAAAUAUGAUUUCCCCCCCGCAGCUCUGGGAGCAGCGGACAGGCGGCACGCCGCCUGUCCGCUACACCAAGACCAUCUCCCUGCUUUUGCGGGAGGUGGCGGAAUUCCCCCACCUCCCGCAAAAGCCCACAGAGCCCGCGCGACUCCUGCGGGCUUUUCGACCAGGAGGGAGAAGGGACUGAAACGGCCAGUCAGUCCUUCUCCCUCCUCGGGAAAAGCCCCCAAGACGGCGCGCUAUUUAAAGGGUGCGCGGCUCCUGCAGGCUUUUCUAGGAGGUGGGGGAAUUCCCCCCCCCCCCUCGUAGAAAAGCCAGCAGUAGCCGCGGAGCCCCUUUAAAGAGCACGAGGCUUUUGCGGGCGUUUGCGGGAGGUGGGGAAUUCCCCAUCUCCCCCAAAGCUCCCUAGGAAGGAGAAGGGACUGACUGGCCGAGUCAGUCCCUUCUCCCUCCUGGGGGAAAAGCCCCCAAGAGCCGCUCGCUCUUUAAAGGGUGCGCGGCUCCUGCGGGCUUUUCUAGGAGGUGGGGGAAUUCCCCCCCCGUAGAAAAGCCAGCAGAAGCCGCGGAGCCCCUUUAACGAGGGCGCGGCUUGUGCGGGCUUUUGCGGGAGGUGGGGGAAGUCCCCCAUCUCCCCCCACAGCCCGCAGGAGGGAGAAGGGACUGACUGGCCGAGUCAGUCCCUUCUCCCUCCUUGGGGAAAAGCCCCAAGAGCCGCUUGCUCUUUAAAGGGUGUGCGGCUCCUGCGGGCUUUUCUAGGAGGUGGGGAAUUCCCCACCUCCUAGAAAAGCCAUGGAGCCCUUUAAAGAGCGCGCGGCUUUGCCUGCUUUUGCGGGAGGUGGGGAAUUCCCCAUCUCCCGCAAAAGCCCAAAGGAGGGUUGGAGAGUAGCGGGAGGGCGUCGCGCGCCUUCCCGCUGCCCCAUCCUCUGGGGCUGGCGAUGGGGAAGCGCUGCUUUCCCCACCGCCAGCCUCGAGCCGGGUUGGAGGGUAGCGGCACGGCGUCGCGCGCCUUCCUGCUGCCCCCCAUCCUCUGGGGCUGGCGAUGGGGACGCGCUGCAUUCCCCACCGCCAGCCUCGCAGCCGGGUUGGAGGGUAGCGGCAAGGCGUCGCGCGCCUUCCUGCUGCCCCCCAUCCUCUGGGGCUGGCGAUGGGGGAAGCGCUGCUUUCCCCACCGCCAGCCUCGAAGCCGGGUUGGAGGGUAGCGGCAAGGCGUCGCGCGCCUUCCUGCUGCCCCCCAUCCUCUGGGGCUGGCGAUGGGGGAAGCGCUGCUUUCCCCACCGCCAGCCUCGACGCCGGGUUGGAGGGUAGCGGCAAGGCGUCGCGCGCCUUCCUGCUGCCGCCCAUCCUCUGGGGCUGGCGAGGGGGGAUGCGCGGCGUUCCCCACCGCAAUCCUCGAAGCCGGGUUGGAUGGUAGCGGCACGGCGUUGCGCGCCUUCCCGCUGCCCCCCCCCAUCCUCUGGGGCUGGCGAUGGGGAAGCGCUGCUUCCCCCAUCGCCAGCCCCAAAGAGCAGACUCUCCUGGCUUCAGCGGAAGCAACGCGAAGCCUCCGGAGCGCAGGCUUCGGAGGCUUCGCAUUGCUAUCGCUGAAGCCGAGGAGUCUGCAUUCGCUCCAUAGGACGCACACACAUUUCCCCUUCAUUUUUGGAGGGGAAAAAGUGCGUCCUAUGGUCCGAAAAAUACGGUAUGCAUUCGCCUAACAGUGUAACAUGUGAACCAAGCAAUUGCAGGUAUAACUGGCAGCAAUAGCUGGAAAAGAAUGGUGCUGCAGCUGGCUGAAUUUUUUGCUCUCGUCGUUCGUAUGCCCCUCUGGUCCUUGUUUAGAGAACAGUUAGCACUACUUGGGUGUGGAGCAAAAACCUGUCUGAGCUGAUCCUGUGAGCUGAAGCCAUUUUUAUUUGUUUUUUGAUUUCUGAACUAAAAGCAUGUCACUGAAUGUACUAGGUGAUGCCUGAAUGGCUUGGCCGGCUUUCGGUCCAAAGAGAUUGGAAUGAAGGGCUUGAUCUCUUUCUGCUGUACUAUCACUUUGCAGGGAGGUAACUAUUGCACAUCAUUGUGCUAUAAAAAGGCUUUCAGUUGUCCAGUUAGGCUCAAUCCCAUAUACUAUGCGUUUUAACUGCUCCUGAUAUUAAGCGAUUGUAUGGCUGUAUAUUCUUUUUGGCCAAGUAGCUUUUAGGAGGAUAUGUUUUUCAUUCAGUAAUCACAUUGAUCUUCCUUUGCUCUUAAAGGAUUUUGAUUGCCACCAUUACACUAAUCCUGGCUCUUGCUUUCAUCGAAACGCCUUCUUCAUUUACUGUCACGUCGGACAUACGAUACCGCUUGGAACCCUGGGAGCCUCCUUGUGGCUUGACGGAGAGCAUUGAGCUGCUUUGCUUCCUUGUCUUUAUAGCAGAUGUCUCUGUAAAGGUGAGCAAUGACACAUUUGAUGCCACUUGGAAAAUCUCCAGGUUCAUGAGGUGCAUUUGAAUUGCCCACACUUCCCUAUGUGGAAUAUAUGGAAUAACCAAUGAAUUCCAACAUGAUUCUGGGCUCUAUGCUUCAGAAAUGGGAAAAUUAGGAAAUGGCUCUUUUGAAAAGCCUCCCCAUCAGUGAAGGCUUCAUUUUCAUGAUGACUGGUCCAGCCCUUUUUAGAAAGAGUAUAUCAAAAUUAGUCGCACUUUAGUUUUGUAAAUCUUUCUGCGAAAGAAAAUGUUACAGUGAUCUAACAACUGUUUAAACAUGUAUUGUAUUGCUUCAUCAGAGUUACUUAAUAGGAUGGGAAGAGUUUCGGAAAACCAAGUGGUUGAUGGCAUAUAUCCUGGUGCUGGUAGUCUCCCUUGCAGACUGGACUGUUUCACUGAGCUCUUCCUGUGGUGAGGUAAGGAUUAUAUGUGUGUAUGUCACUGAGGCAGGGGCUACAGAGAAGGAGGGUCAGAUUGAGCAAGUUGAGCAAGCAACAAAAACAUUUUUACUUUUGCAAAACUUUUGAGUUUGUAAUCUGAGAGCAUCCUCUGCUUAUAUACUUACAACUUGGAGCAAGCACAGCUCAAAGUCCCACUCUGCUGUGAAGUUGUUGUCAUUGGCCUUUUUAUCCUGUCCUCCUAACCUCUUCCUCCCCCAUGUUAUCCUGUGAGGUAGGUUAGGCCCAGAGUCACCCAGUGCACUUCCUGUCUAAGUGGGAACUUGAAUCUGGGUCUCCCUCAUUUCCUUUUAACACUCUAGCCUUCAUUCCAUAUUGGCAUCUCAGCUGAAAGUUCAAAUCUCCAUUCAGUCCUGAAGCACACUGGGUAACUUUGUAAUGUUUAACUUUUUAAUUUUAUUAUAUUUAAAAUAUCUCUAUACAGUGGUACCUUGGGUUAAGUACUUAAUUUGUUCCGGAGGUCCGUACUUAACCUGAAACUGUUUUUAACCUGAAGCACCACUUUAGCUAAUGGGGCCUCCUGCUGCUGCUGCGCCACCGGAGCACAAUUUCUGUUCUCAUCCUGAAGCAAAGUUCUUAACCUGAAGCACUAUUUCUGGGUUAGUGGAGUCUGUAACCUGAAGCGUAUGUAACCUGAGGUACCACUGUACUACUUUUCAUUGACACGAUGCUGGAGCAGUUCACAAUAUAUAAAGACAGUACAACAAAAUGCCCAUAAUAGCAACACAAUGUCAUUCAAACCACUGUAAACAAUAAUACAUUAUAACCAAGCUGUGAAUUACUAGCCGGUAAACCCCACAAGGAGAGGCCAUAGCUCAGUGACAGAGUUUCUGCUUUGCAUGCAGAAGAUUCCAGGCUGGAACAAGGCAUCACUAAUUUGCAGUUGACACCCAGUUAUAUAACAGCUGAGCCAGGUAUGAGUGUUUGAAGUUUGUUUCUUUGGAAAGUAUGUUUGUUUCAGUGGUGUUUCUACUUGUUGCGUUUUUUAAAAUGAUUUUGGAAACAUCCCUUCUGGUACCUGUACUUUCUUCCUGGAACGUAUGCUGACUAGAAAUAACUCCUACACCGGAAAUGAAGAUAACCAAAUGUUAACAUUAUGUAAAGGUAUGAGGAACUAAAGAGGAAGAGUUUUGUGCUUUGCUCCAUCUGCAGAAUUUUAUGCCAAGGUUAUUAUUUCAAUGACUGCAAAAGAUAUAAACUUUGCAUCUGAUGAGCUGAUCACUUGGAGAAGGCCUGAGGUCCUUCUCUCCUUGGCUAGCUGUGUGAGGGUUCAGUAUGCCACUGUCAAUAUCAGUGAAAACAGGUGCAGCUGAAGCAAACCAUCUUUUCCUUCCUCUGUCGGACUUCAAAGCAUUCUAAAGAAUUCUCAGGUUAACCUGCUCUAGCAACAACAGCAACAAAGAGUUUUCUAGUGGCAUUUAGCUAACAUAUGAAGUCUUAAGUUGGAAAGUGUCUAUUUAUUUAUUGAAAACAUUUUUAUGCCACAAUUCAGCCACAAUUCAGCAGAACUUCCAGGGCAGUUUACAUAAAAACCCCCAAAACCAAGAUACCCCAAAACCAAUUCCCCUCUCUGCAGCAAUCUGUUAAAAAAAGGAAAUACAUUAAAACACCUGAAAGAACACAAAAGUUUUCUGCAUGGCCCUUAAAUGAUAGCAUUGUUGCCGCCUGUUGGAUAUCUCUGAUGGGGGAAUUCCACAAGGAACACAAUCACUGAGAUGGCCCCAAAAUGAGCAUUCACCUUGGUUAAUCGUUUAUGUUUUCCCCGCCUCCAGUUAAUUUGUUCAAACCUUGUUUUUCUUUCUUGUCAUCCAUUUAUACACUGGUAGUCAUUACAUCAUGUGGGUGAUCAAAUGUUGCCUGUUUGUCUCGUUACCAGCCUUCCAGUUAAAAAAAUAAAGAAAUUAUUCCCUUUUGUGCUUGCAUUAUAUUUUUGCAAAACUAAAUUUUACUGUUCAGCUUGAGCAGCCCAUGUGGACAUUGCAUUAAAAAGCAAAUUCAUUCUCUGGUUUGGAUGCUGGCUUUUUUGUCAUUAACAAGUGCAAAAUUUAUCCCCUUCAAUCUUAGAGUCUGAGAAUACGGCGAAUCCUCCGUCCUUUCUUCCUCCUUCAGAACUCUUCAAUGAUGAAAAAGACACUAAAAAGCAUCAAGAGGACAUUGCCAGAAAUUACAAGGUAAUAAGGAGUAAUAGAGCAACUAUCUUCCAGCCUGCAGAUAAGAAAUCAAUAAAUACUGUAGGCUUUACUUCCCCAUAGUGGCCCAGUUUGCGCACCACAGUUGUUUACCAUGACAUGUCAAUCUGGGAUGUUUUACUCCUGCCCGUAGCAUGUGGAUAAAACAGCCCACAUUUUAUGUCCAAUUUGUUUUUGGAAUGAUGAUUAUGGUUUGUAUGAGCAAAAUAAACCAUGGUCCCCACUUCAGACAUAACACUAAGCCAGGGACAGAAGAUGUUUUUGUCUUCUGUGAACCAGUGGGAAGUGAGAAAACAACCCAGAUUAUUGUGUUCAUGGUAAGCCUGGGGUGGGGAGCCUGUGGCCCUCCAGAUGUUGUUUUACACCUCUCAUCAUUCUUGGCCAUAGGCCAUGCAACAUCUGGAAGGCAGUAAACUGUUAAUUAUGAUUUACCAUGAAGUAUGAGUUGGGUCACCACACUACCAUAACUAAGGGUAGAAAUUGGGAAUUGCCUGAAGGAAUGACUGGUUGGAAAUCAGUUGGAAGUGGAGAGAAGUCAGGAAAACCAUCUUGAUGAUAAUCUUCUGGCACAACAUUUGCAAGUUGAGGGUGAAUUUUGGGGUCUUUGGACUAUAGUGGAAACUUGUUGAGAGGGAUCUAUCAAGGAAAAGUUCUACAUUACCAUGGGAAGAUGUACGUCAGUGCUAUGUUCUUAUCCUCUUUCUUCCCAGGUUUUGACUAAAUUUAACUUAAAUGCCUUAGCCAAAGAAAUUAUUUCCUGAAUAGAGGGUAACUUCUUCUUCUUCUUCAAAAAUGCGUUAUUCUGGUUUAUUUGAAUGUUGUAGUCUGACAUCUCUCCAUUUGCAUCCUCCUUACAUUUUAAUGAAAGUACUAAUUUUGGCAUUUGUGCUUUCUCCCUUAUAGUGUUAUGCUGCUAUUAGCUGUUCACCUGUUUCUCUUUACCAUGUUUGGCAUGCUGCUGUUUGCUCGAACGAAGGUAACUAACAUGAACGAUUCAUGUAGGGUUUGGUUGUCUUGAGAGCAUUGUCAGAAAUGUUGGCAAAUGUAAUAAGUUUUUGGAAAAAAAAUAUUGCCCCUUUCUAUCUUUUCUGUGUUUCAGACAUAGUGUUAGACAUAGUGUUAAGGUCUGGAUUAUUUCCCCCCUUUAUCAGAAGGAAAUAAAGCUUGUGUGUACACACUUCGCUUUCCCAGAGUAUCUUUGUAAAAGUUGGAUCCAGCAGAAUUAGCCUGAAAAGCGGAUAUAGCUGAAAAAAGUGGGAAAGAGUAUCACUCCUCCAGCUUCCCCUUUUCAGUUCCCUCCCUCAGCUCUUUGCACUUUCCACGGCAGAAAGUGGUAAUCCCCCUUGCCAUAUCAUGACCAAUCAUAUAAGAGAAAUUACAUAUAUGAAAUGCUGCAGCAUGAUAGCUUUCCCCGCAAACUGUUCCCUCUAAGAAAAACUGAGGUGAUAGUUACCACAUGCAAACCACCACAAACUCCAAAAUAAAUGCCUGUGUAGAAGACGGAUGUCUUCAUUUCACUGUGUCUUUCUUGAAUCUUUGCACUCUGAACUUUGCUGUGCUUUCCCCCCUUGUGUAUUUAAAUACAGAGGUCUUAUUCCUGUGGGUAUAUGUGUGUGUAUGUGUGAACACACACAAGCCCAUGUAUAUAGUACUAAUAAAUGUUUGGUACCAAUUCUCUUUUUUUUUUUUUUUUUAAUAUAAUUUUUUUAUUGAUUUUACAGACAAGUUUUAUACAAUACAAACAAAUAAAAAGACAUACAAACAUGUAUAGUUUCAUAACCUUUUUUUUUCAUAACCCUCUCUUCUCGGACUCCCCCCAAACCUCCCCUUCCUACAUCCCAAUUUCCAAAAUUAUUUCAGCAAAUUCUAAAUAAUUUUAUCAAAUAUAUUUUUCUUAUUUUUUUUUCUUCAACUUAAUCUUAUGUCGCUGUAAUCUCCUUUUCUUUCUCCAAACCUCGACAUUUUAACAUUCCUCAAUUUUAUAAUAGUUCUUUAGAUAGAUUUUAAAUUUCUUCCAAUCUUCUUCCACCGUCUCUUUCCCCUGCUCACGGAUUCUGCCAGUCAUCUCAGCCAAUGUCAUAUAGUCUAUAACCUUCAUCUGCCACUCUUCCAAGGUGGGUAGUUCUUCUGUCUUCCAAUACUUUGCGAUGAGUAUUCUUGCUGCUGUCGUAGCAUACAAAAAAAGUUCUGUCUUUCUUUGAUACCAAUUGGCGGCAAUGCCCAAGAGAAAGGCCUCUGGUUUCUUCAGAAAAGUACAUUUAAGUACCUUUUUCAUUUCAUUAUAUAUCAUUUCCCAGAAAGCCUUAAUCUUUGGGCACGUCCACCAAAGGUGAUAAAAGUACCUUCAGUUUCUUUACACUUCCAACACUUAUUAUCAGGCAAAUGAUAAAUUUUUGCUAGCUUGACUGGAGUCAUGUACCACCUAUAGAUCAUUUUCAUAAUAUUUUCCUUUAUGGCAUUACAUGCCGUAAAUUUUAUACCGGUGUUCCACAACCAUUCCCAGUCAGCAAACAUAAUGUUAUGACCAAUGUCCUGUGCCCACUUAAUCAUAGCUGAUUUAACUGUUUCAUCUUGUGUAUUCCAUUUCAGCAGCAAAUUAUACAUUCUUGACAAGUUCUUAGUAUUGGGUUCUAACAGUUCAGUUUCUAAUUUUGAUUUCUCCACCUGGAAGCCAAUUUUCCUGUCUUGUUUAUACACCUCCAUUAUUUGAUAAUAAUGGAGCCAAUCUCGUACUUUGGGUUUCAAUUUCUCAUAGCUCUGUAGCUUCAACUUAUCUCCAUCUUGUUCCAAAAUUUCCCGAUACUUUAGCCAUUCGGCUUCCAUAUUAAGCUUUUUCAACGCCGUAGCUUCCAAAGGUGACAACCAUCUAGGGGUCUUACUUUCCACCAAAUCUUUAUAUCUUAUCCAAACGUUAUAUAAUGCUUUCCUGACAAUAUGAUUUUUAAAGGCCCUAUGCACCUUAAUUUUAUCAUACCAUAAAUAUGCAUGCCAACCAAAUGUAUUGUUAAAACCUUCUAAGUCCAAGAUGUCUGUAUUCUCGAGGAGCAUCCAUUCUUUCAGCCAGCAAAAAGCUGCUGCUUCAUAAUACAGUUUUAAGUCCGGCAGGGCAAACCCCCCUCUUUCUUUUGCAUCCGUCAGUAUUUUAAAUUUUAUUCUGGGCUUUUUGCCCUGCCAGACAAAUUUCGAAAUAUCCUUCUGCCACCUCUUGAAACAGUCUAUCUUGUCUAGAAUUUGUAAUGUUUGGAACAAGAAUAGCAUUCUAGGCAAUACAUUCAUCUUAAUAACUGCAAUUCGGCCUAACAUUGACAAUUUCAAAUUUGACCAUAUUUCUAGAUCUUUUUUAAUUUCCGACCAACAUUUUUCAUAAUUGUCUUUAUACAGGUUCAAAUUCUUAGAUGUCAAAUAAACCCCUAGGUAUUUCACCUUCUUUACCACUGUCAAACCUGUUUCAUUCUGAAACUUCUCCCUCUCCAUGACUGUUAAAUUUUUUUCCAAAACUUUAGUCUUUUGUUUAUUCAAUUUAAAUCCAGCUACCUGGCCAAAUUCUUGCAUUAGCUCCAACACCCUUUUUGUACUAGUGUCUGGCUCUUGUAAAGUAAGUACUAAAUCAUCUGCAAAGGCCCUUAACUUGUAAUGUUUAGCUCCGACCUGUACACCUUUAACCUGCUGGUCAUCUCUAAUCAUAUUUAGCAACACCUCCAGAACAGAAAUAAAAAGUAAUGGGGAAAUAGGGCACCCCUGUCGUGUCCCUUUCUCUAUUUUAAAUUCUUCAGUUAUCACAUUAUUUACAAUCAACUUAGCCUUUUGUUCAGUGUAUAUGGCACCCAUACCAUUCUCGAAUCCUUGGCCUACCCCCAUCCCAUGAAGAUUCUUUUUCAUAAUUAUAAUAUCUGGAAGUCAGUCCAUCUGGUCCUGGAGAUUUGCCCAGUUGCAUGUUUUGAAUGGCACCCUCUAUCUCUUGAUCUGUUAUUCUCUGAUUUAGAUCCACCUUACUUUGGUGAGAGAUUUUUUGUAUUCCAUACUUUUUAAGAAAUUCUUCUAUAUCCUCCUCCUUCUGUGGUCCUUGUGAAUAUAGUUUUUAAAAUAACUCAAAAACAAUUUCUUAUCUCGUUAGGUUUAGAUAUAUUCUUUCCAUCCACUUCUAGGCUUGUAACUGUGUUUAGUUUCUGUCUUUUCUUCAAUUGCCAAGCCAGAAGUUUACCACAUUUAUCUGCAGAUUCAAAUGUCUUUUGUCUCAUUUGUUUUAUCUUCCAUUCAAUCUCUUGAUUCAUCAAUUCUCAGAGUUCAACAAACCUGUAAUUUAGUAUCUCUCCUGAGCUGAGUAGUUUAAAACAAUGUAACAAUCCAAGUGACAGUUCACUGACAGUUCUCUCUCUCCAGGUUCCUUUGCCCCGGCAGUCCGUUUCAGGGGUGUUUGACACAGUGGUGAAAAGUUUUUAAAGUCCUUUUCUGGCAGGUUCUAAUCACAGUUUCCUCCCCCUUGCUCCUGCCUACCAAAAGGGGGGGAAGUUCACAGUUUAUGUCUGGUUCUCUUAGCUCUUUGCGAUCUCUCAAUGGUUACAGCUUUUAAUCCUUCUUUGCUUUAUCCUUAUGCAGUCCGGGAAAGGCUGACUUCCUUACUUUAAGCCAAUCCCGUUUUCAGCCAAAUUUCAAAAGAUAGUUGUAAAUCCCAAUUAGGUCUCAGUCUUACUCACGAGUUUUACUUUAUAAUCCAAUUUUCAGGAAGGAAUCGGCGCUCUCCGGCUAUGGCGAUGCGGCUUCGCUUCACAAGCUGGGUAGCGGCUCUCAGCACCGCUUCUCCCCCCGCUGCCGUUCCGGAGCCUUUUUAAAGGCUCCCUUGCGAUUUCGGGGGGGCGCGAUGGUGCCCACCGAGCCUCCUUGUUCACAGGCUUCCGCGCCUGUAAUUUUUGAGGGUCCUCGCUUCGCCGUAGCGACAGGACCCGAACUUGUAAAGCAGACCCCCUCCGGAGCUCGGAGGGAAAUCCGCCAUUAACCGAUGGCGCCGACCGGAAGUCUGUUUGGUACCAAUUCUCUUCCAGCAUAUUCACUUGGAAGCUGACUGCUUGUAAGGAACAAAUCUCUGUAACACAGCUCCAGUUCUCAAGCAGAAGCGGAUACUUAAUCCUUUUGCUGCUUGAAUAUUUUCUAUUCUAGGUGCCCCCCCCCCCGGCUGCUUUCCUUCCCUCAGGUUUUUAAAAACGUGUUUGCUUUCUAAAUACAACAUUGGAAAAAAUAAAAGUCCAUUGGUUUUCUUGGGUUAUAGUUUGCAAAUAUGCCAGUUUAUGAUAACGAUACAAAAAUGAUAAAAUGUUAAAGAAUUAUAUAGAUAUUAAAAUGCAAUAUUAUAUCAAGAAUAUUCUUUUUUUAAGAGAUUCUGGCUUAAUUCUAGUCAUCUUAGCAUUCAUACACCAGCUUAGACAAGACCACUUUGGGAAGAUGCUCAUAUAUGAUGUUGUUAUGUGCAAGUAGAGUAGAAAAAGUGCCACCUGAGACUAGUUGUAUGUCUUGUGGAAAUUUAAUGAAUAUCAUGUUUUACAUUAUAUUUUUCUGAAGUACUCACCUGUCUCUCUGAAGCCAGAAGUAACUGGAUUUAUUGUAACAUUGUGUUGUGUGGCCCCGAUCUUCCACAGUCCUAUCUGCCUGAUAAGCUAGUUAUGUGUGUGUGUGUGGCAUCAUGCACUUGGGUCAGACAGUGUGAUCCCAGGACUUGUGCAUGCUUCUUAAAUGGCUGUGGCAGACUCUUGGCAUUGCUUUGCUAAUGGCUUGGCUCUCUGUGACUAGGAUGCCCAGCAGGACAAGGAAUGGCAAGGAUAUUUUCACAACUUGCCAGAUUCAUUAACUUCCCUGCUGGUACUGCUGACAACUGCAAAUAAUCCAGAUGGUAAGCAUAACUUUCUAAAUGUAUUCUGUCUCUCCCCCUCUCUUACUUUCUACUGUUAAGAGAAUUAAGAUUUGAGGAAAUUCAUGCUUUUCAUGGUGGUGCAAACUUUGAGACAUUUGGCUAGGAGUGUGAGCGCGAAUUAUUUCAUUUUCACUGUAUCUCAGGCCUGAUUUUACUACCAUAGAAAUACAGAAGACCCCCCCCUCCCCUCACUCUAGUUUUCCUUUAAACUUAUUUACUUACGGAUUGGAGUUCAUAAUGGGUUUUGACCUGUAGAGUAAGCUCUUAUCUACCCCAGUAUAAAUUGAAUUCUGAUUUCCUUUUUCAGUUUGUCUCUCUUCCCCAUGUUUCAUGCUGACUAACUGCUUCUUUUGUCUCUUCAAACACCUAGCAUGUUUCUCUGAUAGGUGUUCCUUGGUGUUUGCCUUGAUUUUUUAAACACUGUUUGGAGAGAAGAAGAAGUUGGCUUUGUGACUGGCAUAAAGGCUGGCCAUUUAGUAUUGUGCAAAUCUGGCUUCUAGCAAAAAAACCCCCUCAUAAGUAGAGGUUCGCCCUGAGCUUUAUCUGAAAAAUAAUUGUAUACAUAUGUUUUAAUGAGCACACUUCUUCAUUGGCCCAACAUAAGCAGUGUGUGUGCUUCUCUUUUUCAGCAUUUUAUAUAUUCAUUAUUACUUUCUAACCUUCUUUAAAAUUGUUGUACAGUGAUGAUUCCUGCCUACUCUAAGAAUCGAGCAUAUUCCAUCUUCUUCAUAUUCUUCACUGUAAUAGGUAAGCUGCCACUUCAUUUGAAUAAGAUCCCUAUGCAAGUCAUUCAGUGUGACCUUUGUUUUAUUUGUCUCUAUAUAAGGGUGUUUCCAGACUUCUUUGAGAUUGAUACUUCUCAUUCAUGCAUUUCCCCCCUCAGCAUCCACAGGACAUCAUUGGCAUUAAAAUAUCUCUCUCCCCAUUUUAACUCAGAUUUACAUUUUUUGACUGGUGGGGGAAGACUCUCUCUCUCUCUCUCUCUCUCUCUCUCUCACACACACACACACACACACACACAACCAGUUUGCAAAUUAAGCCUCUGUUUGGAAGCACCCUAACUAUACUCCCCAUCCUCCCCUGUAUUCUACCGAAGUUGUGGCUUUCUCUGGGAAAAUAAAAUAACAUUUAGGGACAGAAGAAAUUACCUUCCAUACACUAUUGACACUUAAAAUACACCUGAUUAAAAUUCAUUAUACUUUCAUACAUCGUAAAGUUAUCUAAGCCAGUCUUUAAAAAAAACAAGGUACCUUCUUCCUUCCUUCCUUUGGAAAGAGUGUACUAGAACGAACAGGUUUUAAAAUGUGGCAUUCAUACUUGUGGUAAAAUAAUUCUAGCAAAUUCCCAUUUUACCAGCUAACCUUGGGAAUUCUGCUUAUUGUUGCUGUUUUGAUGCAAAUUCCUAGCGACUUCAUAUGGGUCUCUGCUCAGUUUACAAUUGAACAAACACAGCACAGCUUCUAUAUUUUUUAAAGUAAAUAUUUUUUUCUUUUCUUAAGGGAACUUAUUUCUGAUGAACUUGCUGACAGCCAUAAUAUACAAUCAGUUUCGUGGCUAUCUUCUGGUGAGUAAACCUAAAUGACAUAUUGUUGAAAUGAUGAAACCUAGCAUGGGCUUCUGAGCAGCAAGUUCCUGCUGUUGGGGUAUUUCAACAGCCUUCAGGAAUCUGGGUUUUAGGGAGUCUUUGGUAGAAGAUUUUGGCUAUGGCAUGGACGAAUACAGCUGUGGCACAGUUGGCUCUCAUGUGCUUGUGUUUUAUGUGUGGCUGCUGCUGCAAGCACAUGAGUGGGUGCUUAGGGUCUUUCCCAUGUGAUUGCCACCUUAGGAGGGAGAUGGCAGAGUGAGGAAAAUCCACAUGCUUCGCUCCCUUCCACAUGUACAUGGUUGUGAUUUUUACGUACACAUUGCAGCUGUCUUGUGUGAUGGAGGUAGAAUCGUAUUCUUUAACAUUCAGAAAGCAAAAUUUGAGCAAACAUUUCCCAAGGAGAUGCUUAUCUGGCCACCUCACCUGGAAGCGUGAGAAAAUCAGUUCAGCCAAUGAAGAUGUUCUGAAAGCCAGGAGCUCAUGAUGGGCUUUUCCCCAGUGACUUUUUGUCUUGGACUUGCGCCUUUGAUUUGUGUUCUGCUCCAUGUGACACUUUCAAAACAGAGUGACUCUUCUCUAGUUCUUCGUGUUUUUCAUGCCUGUAACUUUCUCCUAUGUGUUGGUGGAUAUAUUUUUUCUUCCUGUUUCAGAAAUCGGUUCAAUCCUCACUUUUCCGAAGGCGCUUAGGAAUCCGGGCUGCCUUUGAAGUUCUUUGUUCUCUGAAGGAGACUUCUCUCAAUAAGAACAUGUGAGUGAAAGGUGUCAAGCACACAUAGGAUGGGUAGAGACAAGGAACAGAAGGUUAACGAUUCCUUCUCACACAUCGUAACUUUGUUUAUGUAGCUUGCGUGUCCAGGCGGAGACUCUAGCUCAAGUUCUUCAUAGAGUAAAAAUGGAUCCUGACUGCAAGGAAGCAAUCAUUAGGGUAGGAAUCACCUUUUUCACUUAAUGAGAAGUUGGAUUUCAUUCAAAAAAUGUUCUUGACCAACAACAUUGGUGUGUUAACUUCCAGUUUCUCUUGUAUAUGCAGAACCUUGAGUUGUGUCCCCCAGGAGGUCUGACCUCUGCUCAGUUUCAGUUACUCUUUGAUGAACUGGACAAACACAAAGUUAAAGAGGUAUGGACCUGGCUUUCAUUUAUGCCAGCUUUCCAGGUUCCCUCCAGGUGUGGUGGCCGAGGUAGAUAGGAGCUGUGGCCCAAAACAUCUGCAGGGUACCAGCCUGGCAAAUGCUGAUUGUACAUUUGGGGCUGGUGUACAAGUUUACUGAGAGUCGUGCUAUGUGUUAGUCAUGAAAGUUGUGUCUGAAUCAUGCAUAUAACUUUCCUCCCUUUACCUGUAGAAUUUAAAUAUUCACAUUUUCUAGCUUUGUUGAGUCUGAGAACUCUUGAAGGAGCUGCAGUUAAUCCUGAGUUGUUCUAAUAAAGAAUUGCUUGGAUAAAGUUGAUGGGAAUAGUUGUGAAUAGGGGUUUGUUUGUUUUUUGGUGCAUUUGCUUCUCUGCAGAACGGUAACCUUUCAAUUUCUGUUUCCUCUUAGCACUAAUGAUGUGUCUACUUGACUGUAGGACACUCCCAUACUUCAGUAGGAGUGGGGCUGCACUUCAAGCCCUGCCUUUGAUGGUGCAUCACUGUGUCUGCCUCAAUGGGCCCUUCAGGCAAGCAGUUGCUCACACAUCUAAGCUCCGUGCAACUGGGACACCCAAUGGCUUGGGUGUCCUGCUUGUGUAGAGCCUCUGUGUGUGGGCUGCAGAGGGUUCCCUUUUCAGACCUCUGUGCUCAAUAUGUGAAGGUUGGGGGCAGUUUAAUGGCAAGGGCAUAACACCAGUGAUGGGAAUAGAUGUGUGGCCUCACUCCUGCCACUACCCAAGGAGUGUUCUAUAUAUGGCUCACGAAUGCAUAGGGCUCCUGUGUUUCCUAAAUCUCAAAGCAUAUUUGGAAAAUCACUGCUCCCCUACCAAUAAAAGAAAGCAAAGCUGAACAUAAUAUAUUAUAGCUGGUCAGUGAGAUAUGAAUCCUUGCUUUCUGAUUAGGGUCUGACUGCUCCAAAAAAUGUGCAGAAAAUUAAAAAUUAAGAUACAAGACAAAGAUCCCCUAUGCCAGAGGUUCCCAAACUUGGGUCCCCUGCUGUUUUUGGACUACAACUCCCAUCAUCCAUAGCCAGCAGAAUCAGUGGUCAGGGGUGAUGGGAUUUGUAGUUCAAAAAGAGCUGGAGACCCAAGUUUGGGAAACACUGCCCUAUGCAUAUGAAAACUGUUCAGAAUACAUCUUUCCGCCAGUUAUAUAAGGUUCCCAGAGAAGGACUUCUAAAGAUUCCAGUUAGUAGUAAUGUUGAGCUGGCUCAAUGUGGUAAGAGGGUUUUUUUGUUGACUGAUUGGCGCAAAUAUGCCAUAACUGAUGCAAGAGAUUUGUACAGUCUAUCAUUUGAGCGAGAUCAUCUUCUACUGACUGUAGCCCUUUGAUUGAUGAUCAGUGCUGAUAACUGGAACUUUUGUUGCAUUUUUGGGGGGUGUUUUGUUUUUUUUAAGUUUUAAGCAAAUAAAUGAUUAACUGGGCCAGUGGGUAUCGUGUUGUGCCAGGGAAUUAAUCUUGUUGCACUCAGAGAUUUCUGGGUGGGGACGGUUUCCCUGUCAUCCUUUUCUUUUUGGUCUCUAAGGAAGGGCUGCAUACAGGUGUGGAGCUGUCACAGUGCUGUCGCAGCAGGCCUCAGGGAUGUGUAUCCUAAGUCAAAGAGAUGCCUCCUCAAGGCCAUGUGUUAUUGGAGAAACAGCAGGUCAUGUUGACAAGACUCUCAUAUCCUUUCCUUUCAGCGUCCUCACAGGCCAGAUUAUCAGUCACCUUUUCUACAGAGAAUCCAAAUUGUCUUUGGUCACCGUUACUUUGGCUAUUUAGGGAAUGCUGUUGCUGUAGCAAACGUUUUGUCUGUGUGCGUAAGUAUAACAUGUGUCAAACAGUAGUGAUUUUACAUUAAGGCAAGUUUUAACAGGGCAGUUUAGUAGCCCAGUUCUCUUGUCAUUUUCUGCGAAGCAACUGUUCUCAUAAGAAAAUCCCUACUGGAUCAGACCAAGACGCCAGGAAGCAUCCUGAUUCCACUUGCAGCCAGGCAGAUAUUCUUAGGAAGCACAGCGAUAGCCCUUUCCUGUUGAUUCUCCCCAGUAACUGAUAAUGUCGUGGUGGGGAACCAGUGGCCCUCCAGAUGUUGCCACACUGCAACUUCCAGCAGCCUUGACCAUUGGCCAUGCUGGCUGAGGUUGAUGGGAGUCCAACAGUAUCUGCAUGCCAGUUACAACAAAGCAAAGCAAAGCAAAGCAAAUCAGAUAGCUGCUAUUCUUGCUGUCCCUUGUGGCCUUUACAGCUAGAGAUUUCUUGUCUUCCUAUUGUGGGAUGCCUCAGUCUAUUGCAGGAAAGGAAUGAGAGAUGCAUGGAUAUGCUUUUAGGUAUGUCCUAACUGUUGAAGAUUCUCAAAAUAUUUGACUGCUGCCAUGGUCAGUAGGCGAGAAUGCAGUCUUUAUAAUUACGGUCUGUUCCUUUUUCUAUCUUGCUUUAUGUGCUAGGUGCCAGUUCAGAACAACUUUGCUCUGGACACUUCAUAAUGUUGUAGUUUAAAAGUUUGGUGCCAACUGACCAGUAUCCGUUUCUCUUCCCCUUAAGGUGGUCAUGGUACUAGAUGCAGAUAAGCAACCUGCUGCACGGGAUGACUUUUUUUUAGGGGUAAGGCCACUUUCUCUGGCUUUCUCUGUAAGAGUUGCUCUUCCAAAUGCUCAAUUCUUAAUGUGCAUCUCAAUUCUAAAUUUUCAAGGUUAUAAACUGUGUCUUCAUUUUCUACUACCUCCUGGAAAUGUCAUUGAAAAUUCUAGCACUGGGGUUAAAAAGAUACAUAUCUUAUCCAAGCAACAUAUUUGAUGGCCUUCUGACUGUAGUUCUGAUGGUGAGUAUUGCAACACAAGUUCCAUUCUGUUUUUUUUCCCCCUGUAAAGAUGACCACUGACCACAAAUUGUUGGCUGGAGAUAAGAUAGGAAAAGAGAAUGUACGUGUGACUUCACCCAGGCUGUGUGUGUGUGUGUGUUUUGCACAGUCAAAUCCGAAAAUAACUUCCUGUUUGUAAGAGUUUAAAAGUAUGACUGUGUUGGUUACGUUUCCUUCAUGGGUGAAAACUAUUUUGUUGGAUCAAGAAGAAAGAAAGAAAGAAAAACUUUUAGGACCUUGCUUGUAAUAAAGAUCCCUCCCCAGCAUGUUAACAGAAAAUUUGUUUCUAAUAGAUAUUUUCUACUACCUAAAUUUAAGUUAUUGAAUAGCGAUUGAAAUUGCUAUAACUUUGCUCUGCUCCUUCUUCUCAAAGGUUUUGGAGGUGUCAACAUUUGCUGUCUAUGGAUUUCCUCAUCGAGGCUGGUAUGUGCUCUUUGUAAGCAAUUUCAGCUAUCCAGAAACCAGCAACUUUUGAUGCUUUAACCAACAUCCACUUUGCUUCUUGCUAGAAUUCUUUCUGGGUAAAAGUGACCAGGAGCUGCCUCACAUCCAGCUCUAAAAUCAACUGUUGUUUUUCCCGAUAGUGGUUGAUUCUGGUAUCUCUUUAUUUGUAGGAAUAUAUUGAUGAUUAUGAUGAUGUGGGACUGUAAGGAGGGACAUAGUGGUUUAUAAUCUGUAUUACAUGGGGAUCUGAAAGUAUCUUCAAUGGACAGUAGAAAAUCCUUUUAGAGGAAAGAGCUGGCUUAGAGCCAUGGGGCUUUGUAUGAUCAUAGCCAAAAUGUUGUAUUUCUCUUCAGUCUCAAGCCCCUUUAAAAUGGAGUUUGAUAAGAGGGUUGCAGGCCAGUUGGAACAUUGCAGCUUGGAAAGGAUAGCAAAUAGGCAUGAUUUUCCUCCCUCACCCUCCCCACUGCCAUAUUAACACUUGAAAUAGUCACCGGUGAGUGUGAUCUGAGGAUGGGGAAAUGACCAUGCCAUUAUCAGCUUAUAACUCUUAAGGCAAAGGUGAUAAUUUAAGACUGUGUGGCAUUGUGUUCCUUUUCCCAAUACUGGCAUGAACACCUUGCUUGAGUAAGAUCACACUUUUAGUUGGCUUAGAAAAGCAGUUGUAGUUUAUAGUGUUGGUUCGUUCUCCCAGGUUUUUUGUUUGUUUUUUUGUUUGUAUCUUAAUUCUAGGAGACCUGAAAUGUUGGGCUUGCUCUCUCUGUGGGACAUGGUUCGCCUGGCAAACAUGCUGAUUGUGUUCCGAUUUCUGCGGAUCAUCCCUAACAUAAAGGUACUUCUGCUUCACUGUGUUGCUUUUAUCUGAAUUUUGGUUAUAGUCUCUGUUCUCAUAAGUAUAAGAACUAUUUUUAAAAUAAAAAAAAUCCUAAUGAUUCUAUCUCUUUUUCCAGUUCAUGUCCUUAGUUGCCAGUACACUGUUGGACCUUGUGAAAAACAUAAGAUCUUUCGCAGGGAUCUUAGUGGUAAGUGAUAGCCAAGAAAGAUUCAUUUCUCCUUCUAUGUUUCAUCUUAAUGAAAUAGAUUUAUAAAACAAUAUUUGGCAAUGGAAUAUAUGUAAGCAAACUCUGGCCACUCCAGUGGGAUCAGUAUGGUCACCAUUAUCACAGCAUUAUCUAUAAUAAUGUGUGGCAUCAUUUAUGGUUUGUUUGUUUUUUUAAUAUACAAGAUGCUUAUAUAAAAGUAAAUGGUGGUAGUCAGCUAAAUUUUACUCGUAGUAAAUCCAUUGAAAUGAUCAAGCCCAUUGGGCGAUCAGAGUAAAACUUAAUUGGCUACAAAUAAGAGUUGUCGUAAAGCAGAGCUUUCCAAACUUUUCACCUUGGUGGCACACUUUUUAGACAUGCAUCAUUUCACGACACAGCAAUUCAGUUUUACUAGCAAACCGGAGGUUAAACUAACCCCUUUCCAGCCCCGGGAGGAGCACUUACACACUGUAGCCAACACAUGAAUGUGUUGCUACACACAGUUUAGAAAGCUCUGUCCUAAAGGGUGAAGUGCCAUCUGUUGACAUAUUUAGGAAUUGCAAGCUGAAGAUAAAUCCCUCAAAUAGCUUGUCAGACAAUUUGUGGGAGUUUUCUAUCACGGAAGCGUAGGAACAAAUAACUAUCCCAGUAAGGCCAGAAGCAAAAGUUUGUUGUUUUUGUUUUAAAUAGCCACUUUCCUCCAACUGCCUGUGCCUCUGUUUCCUCUCUUGUUUCAAUGUGCCUAUAUUUUAGAUGGCAAAUCCCUUAGGAAAGGGGCCUGUCAUCUCUGAUCUGAACACAGAUAGCUGUUGGAAAUGUUCCUAUGAUUUAUUUAUUUAUUUAAAAUUGAGCAAAGGAAUAGUGGGCGUCAGGACACUGAGAAUCAUAAUGUGGCCAAUGAUUGUUCCACGAACCAUAAGCUAUGUGCUGCAGAGAAGCACAAGCUUCCUUUUUAUGUGUCUGUAUCUGUAUGUGCCAGUGGGUGUAAUUAGGCCUUUUAGAAAGUUUGACCACAAUCCUCAAAGCCAGAAAAGCAAGGCAACAAACAACACCGCUCACCCCACAGGAUAGCAUCUAUAACUUUGUUUCAACCAUAGACUUAUUAUACUUUUACGGACUUUCAAAGAUUGACAGACGUGUGUUCAUUUGUUUUCAAAUAUAUUAGAGAAUUUACAUUUUGUUUUUGUUGUACUAAAUCAUGUAUAUUAUGCAAUAAGAACUACAGUGCUAUCUAGUAUACUGGUCUUGUUGCUUGUGUUGUUUGUUGUGUUAAGUUUGCAACACAGGGGUUUGUUGUUCUGUAUUAGAAAAGCAAGGCAGGCAUUCAGAAAGGGCACAUGAUGCUGUCAUCUGAAUAAGCCCAGAAGGCACAUGAAGGAGCAUGCACCAAGAUCCUGGAGCGAGCCACCCAUCCGUGUAUGAAUCUGCUCCUAGGGCUUGUAUUUUGCUUCAGUGAGAUUACUACAGAGCAGGUGCUUUGAGGUUUUGCUGUCUUCGCUUCUUUUCCAAACUGCUUAUAUUAAAAUUCAAAAGUGAACAAAGAUUAGCGUGCUCUGGAAAACGUUGAGCUUACCUAUAAAAUGACUACCGUCUUGCCAGUGACUUUGCACUGGUAGCUUAUCAAUAGAAAAUAACUGAUGCCCAAUUCAUUCUUCUCCAGGUGGUUUUCUAUGCAUUUGCAAUAGUAGGGAUGGAGCUGUUUAGGGGUGCCAUUACUCCUACGGGAAGCAUCAGGUAAGUCUCACUUAAAUGUGGCUUUAAGGCAGAAUUUGUUGUAAUUUCCAUGUGCAAACAUAGCCAGCUGCAGAGCAGCAUCUCAUCUGGUCCUGCAAUGCAUUGUGCGCAAUAAUGAAACUACUUUACGCUUAUUUUCUGUUUAUAGCGGUGUCAAUGCAACAAAUGCCACUUUGCAGUGCGGCACCUUUGAACAGCUGCAGUAUUGGCCAAACAACUUCGAUGACUUUGCGGUGAGUGUUUUUAUUAGGGAUUUCUUGUCAUUUUCAACAUUUACCCUACCAGUUUGAGACCUACCAGUUUCCUCUCUUUGCUGUUGCUUCUAAAUCUCAAAUUAGAAUAAUCUCCAUUACGGCUCAUUUUUUCGUUCUUGUCCCUCAGGCAUCCCUGGUGACUUUGUGGGAUGUGAUGGUUGUGAACAACUGGCAGGUUUUCUUGGAUGCAUAUUCCAGAUACUCAUCUCCGUAAGUAAUGGGCAGAAGCUGUACAUUUGGCAGAUGUCUCCAAAGUAAAAAAGAUCUUUGCAUUUUGGGGGAAAGAGAAUUGGUCUGCUUCUGCAGUAUGGAGAGUGCCAUGUGCUGCUGCUUCAGAAACUCAACACAGAGAGAUGCAUUUUGUAGGCCCUUUAGAAAUAACCCCAUAGCAACCAGCAGUUAGUCCCUUUAUCAGGACCAACCAAGUGAGUGAGGUUUCUUAAAGUUCUCUACAACAUUUUGUUCUUUAAAAAAUAAAUACUUUUAUGGAUGAUAAAUGAAACCAAUAAGAACAGCAGAAUGAGACAAAUUGUACUGUUUGGUGGGCGGGUGAAUGGGGUGGGAGAAAGAGGCACAUAUCAGGGCAUGAUAGGAAAGCUCUAAAAUCUGCAGUUUUAAGAAACAGUGUAGGAUAACCCCCUAAUGGAGAUCAGGCUGCACCCAGGGUUAUGGGGACCAUGCUUAUUAUUUCAUUUUUUGAAAAUGUGUAAGCUAGGAGACCUAUCCCCAGUAGAACACAUGGAUCCCUUGUGAAGUCCAGAGCAAAAAUAAAGAGAAAUGGGAUAGUCUUAAAGGUGACCAUUCUGCUAGACAAAAAAGAACUCGAAUCUGCUCCAUGUCACUUACCAGGGCUAGUCUGUAUGUUUUGAAGCUCAUGUCUGUUCACACAGGCAUACAUAUUGGAAGAAAGCAUUCUUGGAAUGCUGUGUUUCAUCUUUCAUGACUGGGGAGAGCUGGGAUUGGAAUAUGCCCUGAUUGUGGAACUUGCAAUGCGGUGUUUUUUGAAUGACCUCCUCUGAAGGUCUGCCAGUAUGUGUGGGCUGCCUGUCCACCUGCAUGAGCAGCACACAUUGGGUUGAAUCUAGAGUUGAUCAUGCCUGACUAACUUAAAUCCCAUUUAUUUCAAUGGGCUUAGCCUAAGCAUCAUUAAGUCUGGAUCCAACCCAUUCAUUUGGAAUAAUAGGUGCUAUUUGAUUAUCUUUAAAUAUAUGUAUCUGUUUCCCUCCCUAGAUGGUCAAAAUUAUACUUUGUCUCCUGGUGGCUGAUUUCCUCUGUCAUCUGGGUCAAUCUGUUCAUUGCUUUGCUUCUGGAGGUAAUGCCGAUGGGCUUAAUUAUCCCAAGAGAAUUCACUUUUUGUUCUUCUUGAAGUAGCAAACCCUCUGAUGGAUAAAUGGAAUAGGCAAGCUAUGCUAUCGUACAGGCAGUAUUUGGAACACAAUGUUGUCAGUAUGCGGAUGAUGCCCAGCUCUUUCUCUCCAUUCCAUCUGAAUCAGAAAGGGCUGUUCAGUUGCUGAACCGGUGUCCGAAGGCAGCAACAGGCUGGGUGAGGGUCAGUAAACUGAAAAUGGAGCCUGACAAGAAGGAGGCCCUGUUGGUCCUUAGGGCUCAGGUUCAGGCACAGGCCUGUCAGCUUGUUCUGGACAGGGUAGCAAAUCACUUGAGAAAGCAUAUAUGUAGCUUGGGGCUACUCCUCAAUUCUAAGCAGUUGUUGGAGGCAAGGGAUGUCACAUAUACCCAGAUAAAGCUGGUUCACUGGCUGUGUUUAUUCCUAGACCAAGAGGCCUCAGUGGGCCUCAGUGACCCAUGUUCCUGGAUGGAUUACUGCCAUUCCCUCUACAUGGGACUAGUAUUGAAGAUGGCCCGGAAUCUGCAGUUAGUGCAGAACACUGCUGCCCACUUGCUGAACGAUAUGGCAAGAGAUAUACCACUGCUUUCCUCAGGGAACUGCAUUGCCUGCACAUGAACUACCAGGCCCAAAGUGUUAGAACCAGUGUACAAAGCCUUAAAUGACUUGACACCCAAGUACAAUGAAAACGUCUUUUUUUAUUUUGCUGAUAGCCAUUUAGACACAUCUGUACCUCUCCCAAACAAUAUUUAGACUGAUUUCAAAAGCUUUGUCCUUGCCUGGGCCACCUUACAUCCUGAGACUUAGAGCGGGUUCAAAUUGUCUGUCUUUUACUCAGCACAGAAAGGCUGCUGUGGUGAUUAGGGGCAGGUAAGUCAUGGAAGUUUCACCACCAACUUCCAUGAAAUCUGGGAAAGCAGAUUUCCACUGCUCCUGGUGCACCUCACUUUUAUGAGGCAUACAGCUAGGCUUCCAUGAAUGGUUGCUUCCAUGAGUAGAGUCAUGCUUGCCUGGUGGGUGUGGAGAUGAGAACCUCUCAGAAAGACCACCUGAAAUAGCCCUCUUCCCAUUCUUUCUCUUCACUGGCAGAAUUUUAUCCAUAAAUGGGACCGUCUCUGCCAUCGACCAUCUCUCUCAGAAGUUGAAUACCAGAUGACAAUGGAACUCAUGUUCCGGUGAGUAUGGAGUGCUUAAUCUUAUUUCCUGAUUUAAAACACGUUUUAAGGAGUAGUUGAAUGGCUGUUGACACUAGAAUUUCCCUAAGGGCUACGAAAUUUGUGUUCCACAAGUAUUGUUUCUUAACUCUAUUAAAGAUCAGAAUAUUCAAUAGGGACCAGCCUUAUAGACACAGUAUGGUCAAGACACAGUGUGGUACCAGAUUUUAGAAAGAUGUAUUAUUUUCCCUGAUUGAAAGAGAGUGAAUCCCCUUUUGAUGUUGGAUUCUUUUAUAUUCUCUGCAAGAGCAUAUGGGAUAACUGUAAAACAUUUUGUGGGUGAACUGUACCUUGAAGACCAACUUAGAAAGUGUGUGCCACCACAGAGGUUAUUAAUGUAACAAGGCUACACAGGAAAGUACUGAUUAAUAAAAGACUGGGUCAGGAGUUUAUUUCUUCGGACAAGGUUAAAAAAAGAGGGGUAGUGAUUUAUGCAAAGGAGAGACUAUUACUGAAAUUUAUCUUUAAAGAUGACCAAGGAAGAUUCGUGGCAAUUGAAAUUCAAACACAAGGAGAGAAAUUUUUGAUAGUAGGAGUUUAUGCACCAAAUGAGGGGAAAUCUGAAUUUUUUAAAAAGUUGCAUGAGACCUUGAUGGACUAUUUGGACUAUAAUGUGAUUUUGAUGGGAGACAUGAAUGGAGUGGUAUCUACACAUAUGGAUAAGGCACAAAGACAGGUAGUCACUAAAGACGGCAGAUUACCGAAAACUUUUUUUGAGAUGACAGACAACUUGGACUUAGUUGAUAUUUGGAGAACAAAGAAUCCCUUGACCAGAGAGGGAACCUUCUUCUCUGAAGCCAAACUGACAUGGACAAGAAUUGACCAAAUAUGGGUAACUAGAGGAAUGGCACCAAAGAUAAGAAAAGUGGAAAUCUGCCCAAAAACCUGCUCCGACCAUAAUGCUGUAAAGAUGGAGAUGAAGCUAACACCAACUGGUUCCUUCAGAUGGAGGAUGAAUGACACCUUAUUCAGAGAUGAAGAAGUGUAUAAAAGGCCCAAAAACCUUGAGAGACUAUUUUGAGAUAAAUAUGAACACCAAUGUGGAAAAAGAGUAAUCUGGGACGCUAGCAAAGCUGUUAUGAGAGGGUUCUUGAUACAACAGAAUGCAUUAAAGAAGAGAAUUCAAAAUGAGAAGAAGGAUAAAAUUUUGGAGAAAAUAAAAGAAGGUGAAAAGAAAUUGAGAGCAAAACCUAAGUCGCAAGAGAUUUUGAGAGAAAUAAAAUUAUAUCAAGUACAAUAUAUGAAAAUGAUCAAUCAGGAGAUAGAAUGGAAAAUUAAACAAAUGAGACAAAAAACAUUUGAGUCGGCUAAUAAAUGUGGGAAAUUGUUGGCUUGGCAAAUGAAAAAAAGACAAAAAUUAAAUACAGUUACAAAUUUAGAAGUGGAAGGAAGGAAUAUACAGAACCCAGCCGAGAUUAGAAAUUGUUUCCAGAGGUAUUUCAAACAACUAUAUACACAAGGACCACAGAAAGAAAAUGAUCUAGAUCGAUUUUUGAAAACAAAUGGAUUACAAAAAAUCUCUCAGGAAAGUAAAUCAAUGUUGAACUAUAAAAUAACUGAACAGGAGAUAGAAGGUGCCAUUCAGAAUAUGCAACUAGGUAAAUCUCCGGGACCGGAUGGACUGACCUCUAAAUAUUACAGAUCCUUAAAAGAAUGGUUGGUACAACCUUUGAAGGAAGUCUGUAACGAAAUAAUGGAUGGGAAAAGGGCACCAGAGUCGUGGAAAGAAGCGUAUAUUACACUUGUACCGAAAACAGAGACUGAAAAGACACAACUUAAGAACUACCGUCCCAUCUCAUUGCUUAAUGUGGAUUAUAAAAUUUUUGCAGACAUUUAAAAAAGUGUCAGUGGAAGAGAUUCAUAAAGACCAAGCAGGCUUUCUCCCGGGUAGACACUUAUCGGAUAAUGUGAGAAACAUAAUUAACAUCUUAGAAAAAUUACAAGUGAACAUAAAUACUAAAGCAGUUUUGAUAUUUGUGGACGCGGAGAAAGCUUUUGACAAUAUUUCCUGGAGCUUUAUGAAGAAGAACCUACAGGGGAUGGGGGUAGGCCAAGGCUUUGAAAACGGUAUAAGUGCAAUUUAUUCAGAACAAAAGGCUAAACUAAUUGUAAAUAAUGUGGUGACGGAAGAAUUUAAGAUAGAAAAAGGGACACGACAAGGUUGCCCAAUCUCCCCAUUGCUUUUUAUAUCGGUCCUGGAGGUUUUGCUGAAUAUGAUUAGAAGGGACCAGUUGGUUAAAGGUAUACAAGUCGGAGCCAAACAGUACAAAUUGAGAGCAUUUGCAGAUGACUUAGUAUUGACGUUACAGGAGCCAGAAUCUAGUACCAAAAGGGUUUUAGAACUGAUUCAAGAAUUUGGUCAGGUUGCAGGAUUCAAACUGAAUAAGUUAAAAACCAAGGUUUUAGAGAAAAUUUAACACCGAUUGAGAGAGAGAGGUUUCAGAAUGAGACAGGCUUAACAGUGGUUAAGAAAGUGAAAUACCUGGGGAUUAACAUGACAGCAAAAAAUGGGAAUUUAUUUAAAGACAACUAUGAAAAAUGCUGGGCUGAAGUGAAAAAGAUUUAGAAAUUUGGUCAAAUUUGAAGCUUUCACUGCUGGGUCGUAUUGCUGCGAUAAAAAUGAAUGUAUUGCCUAGAAUGUUGUUUUUGUUUCAAACAUUGCAAAUUGUGGACAAAAUGGACUGUUUCAAGAAGUGGCAGAGAGAUAUUUCUAGAUUUGUCUGGCAGGGCAAGAAGCCUAGAAUAAAAUUUAAAAUACUAACAGAUGCAAAGGAAAGAGGUGGAUUUGCCCUGCCAGACCUUAAACUUUAUUAUGAAUCAGCAGCUUUUUGCUGGUUGAAAGAAUGGCUGCUUCUGGAAAACACAGACAUUUUGGACUUAGAAGGUUUUAACAAUGUAUUUGGGUGGCAUGCAUAUCUGUGGUAUGAUAAGGUCAAAGCACAUAAAGCAUUUAAAAACCAUAUUGUCAGGAAAGCAUUGUUUAAUGUUUGGAUAAGAUAUAAGGAUCUACUUGAAAAUAAAACUCCAAGAUGGCUGUCACCGAUGGAAGCGAAGGCUCUGAAAAAGCUCAAUAUGGAGGCCAAAUGGCCGAAAUAUUGGGAAAUUUUGGAACAAGAUGGAGAUAGAUUGAAACUGCAGAGUUUUGAGAAAUUAAAAAUCAAAGUGCGAGACUGGCUUCAUUAUUAUCAGAUAAUGGAGGCAUAUAAUUUGGAUAAGAAAAUUGGCUUCCAGGUGGAAAAAUCAAAAUUAGAAACAGAACUGUUAGAACCCAAAACUAAGAUUUUGUCAAAGAUGUAUAACUUGCUGUUGAAAUGGAAUACUCAGGAUGAAACGGUGAAAUCUGCUAUGAUUAAAUGGGCUCAAGAUGUUGGACAUAACAUAAUGAUGGCUGACUGGGAACAGUUAUGGACCACAGGUAUGAAGUUUACAGCAAGCAAUGUCUUAAGAGAGAAUAUUAUGAAAAUGAUAUACAGGUGGUACAUGACACCAGUCAAGCUUGCAAAAAUCCAUCAUUUGCCCGACAAUAAAUGUUGGAAAUGUAAAGAAACUGAAGGUACAUUCUUUCACCUUUGGUGGACGUGCCCAAGGAUUAAGGCUUUCUGGGAGAUGAUCUAUAAUGAAUUGAAAAAGGUAUUUAAAUAUACCUUCUUGAAGAAACCAGAGGCCUUUCUCCUGGGCAUAGUGGGCCAAUUGGUGUUAAAGAAGGAUAGAACUUUCUUUAUGUAUGCCACAACAGCAGCAAGAAUACUUAUUGCAAAGUAUUGGAAGACACAAGAACUACCCACUCUGGAAGAAUGGCAGAUGAAGGUGAUGGACUACAUGGAAUUGGCGGAAAUGACUGGCAGAAUCCGAGACCAGGGAGAAGAGUUGGUGGAAGAAGAUUGGAAGAAAUUUAAAGACUAUCUACAGAAAUAUUGCAAAAUUAAUGAAUGUUAGAAUGAUGUUAGAAUGAAGUUAGGUGGUUUAAGCAGUAAUGCUAUAAAGGUGUAUGUAAAAAUGGAUUGAUAACAGGUGAAAAUUUAAAGUUAUAGUAUAUUAAGUUAAAGGAUUAAGAGAAAAUAAAGAGGGAAAGAAAUUGCUGAAUUAACUAAUUGAAUUGGAAUACAAAAAAGGGAGGUAUGAGGUCAGGGAAACAAGGAUAUGAAUGUAAGGCAUGGAAAGAUUGAUCUAUUUUUUUUUAAGUGUUGUUUUAUUCUUUUAUUCUGUAUUUUGUAUUUUGUAUUUUUCUUGUAUUUUUACUUCUGUCUUUUGUUUUUGCUUUUCUUGUUUUUAUGUAACUCUCUUUUCUGAAACUUUAAUAAAUAUCAUUUAAAAAAAAUAUGUUCAAGCGACUGUAGAAGUUGCAUCUAGAGUAUGUAAAGGUAAAGGGACCCCUGACCGUUAGGUCCAGUCGCGGACGACUCUGAGGUUGCGGCGCUCAUCUCACUCUAUAGGCCAAGGGAGCCAGAGUACAGCUUCCGGGUCGUGUGGCCAGCAUGACUAAGCCGCUUCUGGAGAACCAGAGCAGCGCACAGAAACGCCGUUUACCUUCCCGCCGGAGCAGUACCUAUUUAUCUACUUGCACUUUGACGUGCUUUCGAACUGCUAGGCUGGCAGGAGCAGGGACCAAGCAAUGGGAGCUCACCCCGUUGCGGGGAUUCGAACCGCCAACCUUUUGAUCGGCAAGCCCUAGGCUCUGUGGUUUAGACCACAGCGCCACCCGCAUCCCUCAUAUCUAGAGUACAUAAAGGUGUGCAAAAUCUGCGCUGAGACAUUAGCUCUGUUGACUUCUAAUGGCUCCUGUUUUGACCUUCUAGGGAUGUUUUGGAAGAACCUACAGAAGAAGAGCUAAUUGAAAAACUUCACCAGCACCCACAUAUGCAUCUAUGUAGAUGACACAGGUGGAAGCAGCAGUUUCUCCUCGUCAUGCCUGCAUGCAGGUUUUGUAGCAGAAGGAAAGAUAUCGGGAAUCUUUCUGAAAGAAGUACUCUAUAUCUUUGAUUUUAUUUUUGAAUGGUGCCUGUAGUACAUGGUCUUUAAAGGUUUGUUUUAAAAGGUUCAUUUAAAACAUUUUUUUUAAAAAAAUCAUAAUUUGACUUUAUUUUAAAUUGACUUUUAUAAGCUUAUGGCACUGUCACAUUAAAAAUACAGAACUUUAAAAAUCUGGGAAAUAAUGUGACAGAACAAUUAAGUCUUUUAAAGAAGGGAAAUGCAUUAAUGACACUGCACUUUAGAAUGGAAACUGUGGAAGAUGUAGAACUACUAUGCUGGCUUGCUGCUAGCAUUUAAAAACAUAAACUCUGUAAGUUGGACUUAACUUUUUCUGUUAUUUUUGUGUGUGUGAUGUGCCAUGGACAAUGCCUUGAUAACGGGGAAAGUUCUUGGAAAAUAGCAUCUUUUUUCUUUUAAAAAAGUAAAUAUUUAAUGCAAAAGCGUGAGGAUUGAAACAAGACGCCAUUAUCCUGGGAAUUCUUUUCCAAUAUCACCUGCUCCAAAGUGGUAAAUCUAUAACUGUGUAUACGCACAUAAAAAACGCAAUCUUCUCCAAAAUUCUAGGUGCUGUAGUUUUCCCCUUAGAGAACUGCAUUUCCUAUCAUCAAUGAAUGAACUAUAGUGCCCAGAAUUCUUUGAGAGGAAAAUAUGCUUUGAAUGUGCUUUAACGGUAAAGUGUAUAUGCAGCCUAGGUUAGAAUGAAGAAUAAUGCAGUGCCAGUACAGCAUCUUCAUAGCAAUUGCACUCAGUUGUACCUGUUGCUGGGUUUACACUGAAGCGGUUUGAGAACCGCAGACCUGCUUUCCCUAUUUUAAAUUCCCACACAUGCCUUAUUAAAUGGAUUGGCAGUUUCACAAUAGUUGAGCAUGAUGGAUUGUGCCUCCUUGUUGUUGUUGAUAUACAGAUAUAUAUAUUUAUAUGCCUUGUUGCAAUAAGGGAGACAUGUGCAUUGAAGCAGGCUUCUUUGCACAUAUGCCAUGUCUUGGUUUGGGAAACCUGUGGGCAAAUUUGAUGCUCACCAGGUUUCUAGGAGGAGCCACCUCAUUCUUGCAGCAUGGAGGAGAACACACAGCCUCAUUUGCUUUCUUAGGCCGCUAUCUGAUCAUGCGCAAUGCCUUGUGGAACAUGACUGCAUCUGAAUUAGGACCACUAUGGUUUUUAUAUGGCAAGUAGAAGAUGAGAGGGAGCACCCCUUUGCUCUUAGGGGUUUUGCUUCUACACAUUCAUAAAAUUGUUAGACUGCCGAGUGCAUGUUUCAUUCCUAAUUGUACUACCCUGCCAUAGUUCUGGCUAUUCCCAUUAGCAUCCUUUUGUUUCUCAGGGGUUUGGUUUUUUGCUAGAACGUUACAUAUGGGAUCUUGAGGUUGCAUGGAGCUAUAACUUCCAUACAUUGCCAUGCUUACGAAGACUGGUGCUUAAAGCCAUGUUUCAAGUGUAGACUCUGAAGUUAUUGGCAGUGUGAAAUAAAACUUCUCGAUAGCCUUUGGUAUUUGGACUAUUGCGUUGCUGUUGAAUCCCAUUAGACAAAGGUGAAACCAACAUCCAUUUUAUAUUAGUAAAAUGAGAAUUUGAGGCUGUUGUGCCAUCAAAUUUUAAAAAAUGAGAAUUACAGUAGGAAAAUCUCAGUGCUUUUAAUUGUAGUAGUAGUCUAAAUAUUUUUCUUGGGCAUUUAGACAAAAUUCUUUUGUGCAGGAAUGAGCUGUGGUUCCAUCACAGCAUGUGUGCAAUAACUUGGGAUGCGAGUCCUUGAUAGAGUCCUAAAAAUACAGUUUUAGAAGUAAAAGUAGUUCAUUACACCAUGAUACAGACAGCAGAUGUUAUGGAGACUAUCCCUGCUGGUUAAGGAGUUCUGUGUUAUGACACAUUGCUUCUGAUAUCCAUUCCUGUGAUUCAUUUAGUCAGCAAGAGCUAUUAAAUAGCCCCUUUCUGUUAUUUUCAUCAUAAGGCACGCUCUGCCCCCUUUUCCCCAUUCUCCUUGUGAACUUCAUCUAGCAAGUAGAUUCUAGAUUCAUAAGCAGUUCUAAACCAAUAACCUCUUGGCCAUUGCAAUCCUGAAUUUUUAAUUUCUUUAAACUGUCUGCUGGGAUCCUUUUUCCUCUUUAGACAUGCUGUGCAUAGCUUUGAGGGUUUAGUAACUUGGAGGUCCAGUGCCAGACCCCUGAGAGGUGCCACCUGUCCCCAAACCACAACCUGGAGGGCGGGGGGAAGUGUACAGAAAAUUGAACAGGGACAUCAGAAUGUGUUGAGUAACCUGCCGCAUAAAUUAGGGAAACUGGCACACCACGUUCAUUCCUCAGGAAAACAGUUCCAAUCUUUGCAGUUGACAAGCAAAUGGAAUUGUAAAAAAGAAGCAAUGAGUAGUGAUCCCUUUGUAGCAAUUUCAUAUGUAUGCGCCAUUAUACCAGCCCUGGGAUUAUUCCUGUCUUAGCAUCAGUAGAACUCUUUCAGGGCAACAUACAUGUUCAGUACAGUCAUAUGGUAGAAUACUUCCAGCCAGGGUUGGAUUUAGGUUUGAUGAGGCCCUAAGCUACUGAAGGUAAUGGGGGCCCAUUAUAUGUCCAGCUGUCCUUUGUCAACAACAAAUUUCCACUGUUUUUUGUUUUGAAUAUAUGCUAUAUGGUAAUUUAUGGACCUAAUAGGUAUCUAAAGUCAUUUGCACAUAACAAAUAUAUUUUAUCAAAGUCUUUGAUCCAGUACAUCCAGUUUAUUUUCCCUUUACAUUUUUGGGGGGCCUCCAAGAGAGUGGGCCCCUAAGCUAUAGCUUGCUUAGCUUAUACGUACAUCCGGCACUGCACCACUUCAGACUGCACAUAAAGGAUUGCAGUUCUGAAUGUUCCCCUCAUACAAAAAUAAAAUAAAAAUACGCCUGUGUGUACAAGGCUAGCACACUGGGAAUAACGAACAUGCCAUAGCUGUCUCUGUGACAUGCCAGAUUAAUUUACCUGGUUCUUCAUUUAUAAUAAACUCAUGGGAACUUUGGGACUUUUUUUUGAUGUUUCUCCAUCUAAUAAUGGCUAGGGCAUGUCUUAACUUAGUUUCACCUUUAGUUGUGAACAGUAUGUCUCUGUAAUUUUUCACCUUUUCAAAUUACAAGUAAAAUGGGCAUUUUUCUAUACUCUUAACACCAGUUGGGGCUCCCAAAAAGUUCCUCUUAUGCAACUUUCAAUAAAAUAAAAUAGUGCCAUUUGACCAGUACAAUGUGCCCAAUAUAUCAAUGCAACAUACCUUUUAUUCAUGCUCUGGGAUCUUUUAUAGAAAAACCACUAGGAUUGUGUAUUUUGUGAUUUUUAAAAAUGCACUAAAAAUUAAGUCUAUCAAUGCAAUUCCAUUACUGAGAGCACAAGAAUUUGAAUGUAAUUACUUGUUAAUAUAGUAAAAUAUUUUUG
This is a messenger RNA of Podarcis lilfordi (Lilford's wall lizard), 39067 nucleotides long. The record is from the annotation of a GenBank genome assembly. NCBI's taxonomy places the organism in Eukaryota, Metazoa, Chordata, Lepidosauria, Squamata, Lacertidae.